This is a messenger RNA of Plasmodium knowlesi strain H, 1371 nucleotides long. RefSeq names its product elongation factor Tu, putative. Gene Ontology annotation, cellular component: mitochondrion. The transcript has a single exon. NCBI's taxonomy places the organism in Eukaryota, Apicomplexa, Aconoidasida, Haemosporida, Plasmodiidae. Bases 1 to 1371 code for a protein of 456 amino acids. The record is from RefSeq and is a predicted model, not a curated record. Gene Ontology annotation, molecular function: GTPase activity; GTP binding; translation elongation factor activity. Gene Ontology annotation, biological process: mitochondrial translational elongation.
AUGAUAAGCGCAAAGGGAAACCUUCGGGUGGUGCUUCCGGGGGGUGGUCUCCCAUCGUUGGUACGUUCGGGAAGUCGGGUGGUAGACAUAUUGGGAAGUAGCCAUCACGGUGGAAGGGGUAAUUAUAACAUCAACAUUCAGGGGAGGAGAGGAAAGGCAUUCUUCCUCCCACGGAGACACUUCGCCAUAGGAGUUUUCGAAAGGAAGAAGCCACAUAUGAAUAUAGGAACUAUAGGGCAUGUGGACCAUGGAAAGACGACACUCACAGCUGCCAUAACAAAAGUAUGCGCAAGUUUAAAGAGAGCGACAUUCAAAUCGUAUGAAGAAAUAGAUAAAACACCAGAAGAGCAAAAGAGAGGAAUCACCAUCAAUGCAACCCAUGUAGAAUACGAAACAGAAAAAAGACACUACAGCCAUAUAGAUUGCCCAGGGCAUUUAGAUUAUGUGAAGAAUAUGAUUACGGGUACAUCACAGAUGGAUGGAUCCAUCCUAGUCGUUUCUGCUUAUGAUGGCUUAAUGCCACAGACGAAGGAGCAUGUCUUAUUAUCAAGACAGAUAGGAAUAGAAAAGAUGAUUGUUUAUUUGAAUAAAAUAGAUAUGUGUGAAGAUAAGGAGCUAGUGGAUUUGGUUGAGUUAGAAAUAAGAGAACUACUCUCCUUUCAUAAAUACGAUGGGGACAAUAUCCCCUUCAUCAAAGGUUCAGCUCUUAAAGCAUUAAACGAUGAUCAGUCUGAAUAUGGAGUUCCUUCCAUCUUGAAACUACUAGAUGCUUGCGACAAUUAUAUUGAUGAACCCAAAAGAAAAAUGGAUCUACCUUUUCUCAUGAGCAUUGAUGAUGUUCUGCAAAUAUCAGGAAAAGGAACUGUCGCAACGGGGAGAGUAGAACAAGGAACAUUGAAGCUGAAUGAUUCUGUUGAAAUCAUGGGAAUCAAGGAGAAGCCAAUAAAAACUGUUGUCACAGGAAUUGAAAUGUUUAGGAAAACGCUAGAUGCAGCUCAAGCGGGCGACCAAAUUGGAGUGAUGUUGAAAAAUGUAAAAAGAAACGACUUAACCAGAGGGAUGGUAAUUACUAAAGUACCAAAUCUUAAGACAUACAAAUCCUUCGAAAGUGAUGUAUACGUUUUGAAAAAUGAGGAAGGAGGUAGGAAGAAUCCAUUUUCGUCUUACUACAGACCCCAGGCAUACAUACGAACAGCAGAUGUAAACUGCGCUGUCAUUCUCAAUGAAGAUACGCAGGUUGCCAAUCCAGGGGAUAACAUCAAGUGUACAAUUGAGCUCAUGUACCCUUUGGCUCUGACUAGCGGGCUCCGCUUUUCUCUUCGUGAAGGGGGCAAGACAGUCGCCUCCGGUAUCAUAACGAAGGUCAUCUAA